UUGUCGCGUACGCCGUAUUUCAAUACUCAAGUUCUACAUGAAUCCUUACGAGUACGGUAAUAAAACUGCGUACGGUAUUGAAAGUGAUGCUCUCCGGUACACAUGGGCAGGGUACUUCCUAACAGUAAUCGCUUCAUCUCUGAUAGGAGACACCGCCAUUCUCAUAGCCUCCAUAAGGUACGAUACCUUUAAACUUCAUGAGGUGAUGACCGUGAUCAUCCAGCACAUAGCGGUUUGUGACUUGAUGGUCACUGUUAUGGACGUAUGCCCGAGGUUUGUGUCUGUGACUGCUGGGGAGUGGACAUUUGGAACCUACUGGUGCUAUCUGCUUCCUUACGCAGCAUACUAUCUCAAUCCAGUAAGCAUACUUCUCAUCUGCGCUAUGACCACCUUCAAGCUGCUCUUGAUGAAAUAUCCCGACAAAUUUGAGGGCACUACAAUCAAGCAGGCUCACAGGAUAUGCUGGGCAUGUUGGCUAGCAGGACUCACUUUCCCUGUGUCUUUCUAUCAUCAAGGUUGGGAUGACAUUCAAUUCUCAUACAGAAUCUACCACUGUAAUUUUGUCUACUCAAAGGAUAUCUGGCGCUCUUGGCUCAAACCUCUCCUUGGCUUCGUGUUCCUAUUUAUUCCAACUUGUUUAGUUGUAGUUAACACGAUUUACAUGUUGAUGAUAGCGAAAUCGUCUGCAGACCAGCGGGAUCGAGGCAGUCUGAAUUGGCAAGGGAUCAUGGCAACAGUUCUAACCGCAACUUUCUACUGUAUCUCCGUGCUACCAACUUUUGUGUAUGCUGCCGUAGAAGGGUUCGUUCACGUCCACGAUAAGAGCAAAAGUUUUUUCCACGUCCAGUUUUACAGAGUAAUACAUUCGUUCAUUUUCCUAAACACCAUGAGCAACUUCUUCAUUUAUUGUCUGACCGUUCUCAGCUUUCGAGAUUUUGUCAAGGCAAAACUGGCGAGGUCCUACCAAUUCUUUACAAGGGCAGAAAACGUUGAUAGAAAAACAUCUACAUCAGUUGUGGUGACCCUCAUAGCCAGCAUGGCAACUGCUGCAGUCACAAGUCACGGCAGGAGGAUCAGCGAGUCCGAUAGCGAGCUGGAUACUUCUUACGAUUAAUUACCAUGGUAACACUUGAUCUGGAUACUACUUACGAUUAAUCAUAGCCACUCGGUACCAUGGUAACACUUGUUUUUAAUCCGGUUAAUGAAACCUUGGAAGCUAGUUGUUACAACAGCUCUUGUUAUUUUUUACUUUUGAAAAUAUUUUAAUCCUAAUCUUAAUAUGUAUAAUAGUGACAAAUCGAGAUUGCGAUUUUUUUAAACUAUUGUCUCCCUCUUUUUCACUAUUGUCGUCAUAAAGUGAGUGAUUUCAUCGGGAGCUAUUCGCUA
Molecule: messenger RNA, 1386 nt
Organism: Bolinopsis microptera
Lineage: Eukaryota; Metazoa; Ctenophora; Tentaculata; Lobata; Bolinopsidae
Product: allatostatin-A receptor-like
Exons: 2
Coding region: 38-1114 (358 amino acids)
Biological process (GO): G protein-coupled receptor signaling pathway
Cellular component (GO): plasma membrane; neuron projection
Molecular function (GO): peptide binding; G protein-coupled receptor activity
Source: RefSeq, a predicted model, not a curated record